AUGACCAUGAAGCGUGAAUCAGCGAAAACAAGAGAAGCUCCAAAGUGUCCGAAACAGUCUCGAAUCAGCGAAAACAAACGAGUUUUCACUAGAGGAUACGGGACUCACAUCGUGGGCGGCCGCGAGAGGUUCCUGCAGGCGGGCUCCUCCCUGUCGCUGGAGUGCGUCGUCACCCACACCCGCGCCCCGCCCACGGCCGUCCUCUGGUACCACAACAGCGACGUCCUCGACUACGACUCUCCGAGGGGCGGCAUCGCUCUGCAGGUGGAGAAGUCGGGCGACCAGACGACCUCCUCGCUGCUCCUCUCCUCCGUCAGAGACUCCGACUCCGGCAACUACACCUGCGUCCCCGUCAACGCCCCCACCGCCUCCGUGUCCGUCCAUGUCAACAACGCUCGCGGCAUAUCUGUGUUACAUCGUCGCUUUGCCGUCAAGCAGCGUCUAAGUGGAGGACUUGAGGAGCUUCCCUCUGUUAUUGCCGACUUGGUCACGCCGAUUGUCUUUUGUUAA
Messenger RNA from Penaeus indicus, 510 nucleotides. RefSeq lists its product as uncharacterized. The record is from RefSeq and is a predicted model, not a curated record. Bases 1 to 510 code for a protein of 169 amino acids. Gene Ontology annotation, biological process: synapse organization. NCBI's taxonomy places the organism in Eukaryota, Metazoa, Arthropoda, Malacostraca, Decapoda, Penaeidae. The transcript has 5 exons. Gene Ontology annotation, cellular component: neuron projection membrane.